CACAGCUGCUCUGCAGAGCCCGCACCCGCUGUGCUCCUUCUGCAUACAGCAGGCGAGAGGAGCCAUGCAGACCGCCGUGCUCCUCGGCCUCCUGGGCGCCGCAGCUCUGGCCGCUGUCAGCUCAGCUCCAGUGGAUAACAGGAAUCACGAUGAAGAAAUGGUGACUCGUUGCAUUAUUGAAGUCCUCUCAAGUGCUCUGUCCAAGUCCAGUGUUCCAACUGUCACCCCCGAGUGCCGGCAAGUCCUGAAGAAGAGUGGGAAAGAGGUCCAAGGUGAAGAAAAAGGUGAAAAUGAGAACUCAAAGUUUGAAGUACGGUUGCUAAGAGACCCAGCUGAUGCCUCAGUAGCCCACUGGUCCUCCAGCAGGGAGGAAACAGGAGCUCCAGGAGAAGACACUCAAGGCCAGACAAAGACAGACAAUGAGAAGUGGGUAGAAGGAGGAGGACAAAGCCGAGAGGGAGUAGAUAAGCCCCAGGAAAGCCUCCCUCCCUCCAACCAACAAGAGUCCAAAGAAGCAAAGAUACACCAUUCGGAAGACAGUGGGGGAGAGGAGAAGGAGGAAGAAGGCAAGAAUUACCCAAAAGGGGAGCACAGGGAAGAUGCUGGCGAAGAGAAAUACCUCGAAGCUCAGGGAGAGAAACAGAGCACCUUCUCCAACAAAAGAAGCGACACUACGGGUAAGAAAAAAGAGGAGUCCUGGAGCAGAGCAGAUACACACUCUGCGGGGCUCUAUGAGAAGACACACAGCCGGGAACAAGGCAGCCAGGAGAGCGGAGAGGAGGCAAGGAGGCAGGAGAAACAACCCCAAGAGCUUAGCCACCACGACCAGAGCAAAGAAGAAUCUGAGGAAGUCGAGGAAGACGGGACCUCUGAAGUAACCAAACGAAGGCCCAGACACCACCAUGGGAGAAGCCGGCCCAACAAGUCUUCUCAAGAAGGGCAUCCUGUAUUGGAGGAAAGGAGACAUGGCCCCGAGGAAUCGGAGGAGGCAGAUGUGACCACAGCUAGUUUCGGGGAAAAGAGGGGCUACCAUCCAACCCACUACAGGCCUUCAGAGGAGGAUCCUGAAUAUGGGGAAGAAACAAGAAGCUAUCCAGGCUUUCAGGUUCCCGAGGGCCUCCAGGGACCACAGUACGGGGGCAGAGGAAGUGAAGAGGACAGAGCCCCAAGAACUCAGAGUGAGGAGAGCCAGGAAAAACAGUACCAGAGAAGCCACGCCAACUCUGAACUUGAAAGCACGGCAAACAGACACCGUGAAGAAACUGAGGAAAGGAGGGGCUAUGAGGGAGCAACGGGAGGCCAACACAGAGGUCGGGGAGGUGAGCCAGGUGCCUAUUCUGCCCCUGACACCAGAGAAGAGAAAAGGUUCCUGGGUGAAGGACAUUACCCCGUUCACGAAGGCCCAAUAGAUAAGGCAAAAAGAUAUCCACAAAGCAAAUGGCGAGAACAGGAGAACACCUACCUCAACUAUGGUGAGGGAGGGGACCAAGGGAAAUGGUGGCAACAGGAAGAGCUGCUAGACCCGGAAGAAAGCAGGGAGGAAGUGAGGUUUCCAGACAGACAAUACGCACCCUAUCCCACCGCUGAAAAGAGGAAGAGGUUAGGGGUGCUACUCAACCCCUACUUUGACCCUCUCCAGUGGAAGAAUAGUGAUUUUGAGAAAAAAGACCACCCAGAUGACAACUUCCGCGAAGGUGAAGACGGAAACGGGUUGACCUUGGCUGAGAAGAAUUUCUUCCCGGAGUACAAUUACGAGUGGUGGGAGAAAAGGCCCUUCUCGGAGGAUGUGAACUGGGGAUACGAGAAGAGAAGCUUUGACAGGGCCCCUCAUCUGGACUUCAAAAGGCAGUAUGAUGACGGAGUGGCUGAACUGGACCAGCUCCUUCACUACAGGAAGAAGUCGGCCGAAUUUCCGGACUUCUACGACUCGGAGGAGCAGGCGGGGCCUCGCCAGGAGGCAGAAGAUGAAAAGGGCAGGGCUGACCAGAGAAUUCUGACCGAGGAAGAGAAAAAAGAACUGGAGAACCUGGCUGCCAUGGAUCUGGAGCUGCAGAAGAUAGCGGAAAAGUUCAGUCAGCGGGGCUGAGACGGUCGGAGAGUCGGGGUCGGAGAGACGGAAGGAUACCACCGAUUCACCCCAAGGCAGAAAGCUGAGCUUACUAUUUAUUAAAUAUUUGAUGCAGUUGGAAAUACCUUUUAUCUUUGCCAGAAUGCUAAUGCUGUGUGACUAGAGUGACUUGUAGCAUAUUCUCUGUGAAAUAGA
This is a messenger RNA of Alexandromys fortis (reed vole), 2263 nucleotides long. RefSeq names its product chromogranin B (gene Chgb). The transcript is spliced from 5 exons. Gene Ontology annotation, cellular component: secretory granule. Lineage: Eukaryota; Metazoa; Chordata; Mammalia; Rodentia; Cricetidae. Bases 65 to 2086 code for a protein of 673 amino acids. The record is from RefSeq and is a predicted model, not a curated record.